Molecule: messenger RNA, 891 nt
Organism: Brienomyrus brachyistius
Lineage: Eukaryota; Metazoa; Chordata; Actinopteri; Osteoglossiformes; Mormyridae
Product: sialidase-4-like
Exons: 1
Coding region: 1-891 (296 amino acids)
Biological process (GO): oligosaccharide catabolic process; ganglioside catabolic process
Cellular component (GO): cytoplasm; lysosome; membrane
Molecular function (GO): exo-alpha-sialidase activity
Source: RefSeq, a predicted model, not a curated record
AUGAACCCCUGCCCGGUGUAUGAGAAAAGCUCCAAAACGAUCUUCCUCUUCUUCAUCUGCGUUAAGAAUGGGAUAUCAGAACAGCAGCAGAUUAUAACUGGUAAAAACGCUGCCAGGCUUUGCUGUGUCACCAGGAAAGAGGGAGAGCAGAGCUGGAGCUCCGUGAACGAUCUGACUGAGAUUGCGAUCGGAGCGGAGAUUGCCCAGUGGGCCACGUUUGCUGUGGGGCCCGGACACGGCAUCCAGCUGGCGAGUGGGAGGCUGGUGAUUCCGGCCUACAGGUACCCUGGGACCAACAGGAACCCACUUACUGCCCAGCCUCAUGCCUUCUACUUCUACAGCGACGACAAGGGUAAGAAUUGGAAGCUGAGUCAGAAAAUUGAAGAAGAAUCUGGGGAGUGCGAGAUGGCUGAGAUUGUGGACGACAAGGGCCAAACAUACCUGUACUGCAACGCCCGAAGCAAGUACAAAAAGUAUAGGCUGGAGGCUUGGGGGAAAAGCCAAGAGGUCAGCUUCACGGAGUCCCACUUGGUUCCAGAGCUGGUAGAGCCGUGGGCCGGGUGCCAGGGCAGCGUGGUGAGCCUUCCUGGGCCAGAAUCCCAUGCAGGCUCAGGCACCAAGUGCUGGCUGCUCUUCUCCCAUCCCACCAGUACCAAGGGCAGGCUGGACCUGGGCAUCUACCUGAACAAGAACCCCUUCCAGCAGUCGAGCUGGGAGCAGCCCUUGGUGCUGAACCCCGGGCCCAGCGGAUACUCUGACCUGGCGUUCUGUGCCAGUUACGGCUUCUUCGCCUGUCUGGUGGAGUGCGGUGAGAACAAAGAGAUUGAGCAGAUCGCUCUGCUGUGCUUUGACCUUCAUGAUGUGCUGAAGGCUGCUGGCGAGAGAGUCUAG